Ananas comosus (pineapple) is the source of this 1853-nucleotide messenger RNA. Its product is annotated as amino acid permease 3-like. The record is from RefSeq and is a predicted model, not a curated record. The coding region runs from base 199 to 1674 and encodes 491 amino acids. Gene Ontology annotation, cellular component: plasma membrane. NCBI's taxonomy places the organism in Eukaryota, Viridiplantae, Streptophyta, Magnoliopsida, Poales, Bromeliaceae. The transcript has 8 exons.
AACAUAGUUACUGUUAAAAUCUUAUCCAAGAUCUCACAUUACCACACACUCCUAUGGCUUAAUUUAUAAUGCUCUCCACCCUGUGUUGUGAUCGCACGGAGAUCCUGUGGGCCUUAAAACGAUCAGUGUGAAAAAGAUAUAAGGCAAUGCUGUGUACGUUGACUCCUUGUUUAUAGAGCCCAAGUAGAGUGGAGCGUGAUGACCGGGGAGAGCGGGGCGACGCAUUACUACCAACACGCAAAGCUUGCUCCCAUGGAUGUUGCCUCCGUAGAGCUCGAGAACCCACAGGGAGCUUCGAAGUGCUUCGACGACGAUGGCCGCCUCAAGAGAACCGGGAGUGUAUGGACCGCAAGCGCGCACAUCAUCACGGCGGUGAUCGGGUCUGGUGUGCUUUCUCUGGCGUGGGCCAUCGCUCAGCUCGGGUGGGUCGCCGGCCCCGCCGUCAUGCUCCUCUUCUCCUUCGUGACGUACUACACCUCUGCCCUGCUCGCCGACUGCUACCGCGCCGGCGACCCCUCCACGGGAAAACGCAACUACACCUACAUGGACGCGGUUAACGCAAAUCUAAAUGGGAUCAAAGUGAAAAUUUGUGGCGUCCUUCAAUACGCCAACAUCUUUGGAGUUGCCAUUGGCUACACAAUUGCUGCUUCCAUAAGCAUGAUGGCAAUUAAGAGGUCUAAUUGCUUUCAUGAGAAGGGGAAGAAGGACCCUUGCCUCAUGUCAAGCAAUCCUUACAUGAUUCUGUUCGGCGUCGCCGAGAUCGUGUUCUCGCAGAUCCCCGAUUUCGACCAGAUUUGGUGGCUCUCAAUCCUCGCCGCCGUGAUGUCCUUCACCUAUUCUUCCAUCGGCCUCGCCCUCGGCAUUUUGCAAGUUAUCGGCAAUGGAGGAUUCAAAGGCAGCCUCACCGGAAUCAGCAUCGGCGUCGUCACGCCGACCGACAAAGUCUGGCGAAGCCUCCAAGCCUUCGGCGACAUCGCCUUCGCCUACUCCUACUCUUUGAUCCUCAUUGAGAUUCAGGACACCAUAAAAGCCCCGCCGCCGUCGGAGGCAAGGGUGAUGAAGCGAGCGACACUUCUAAGUGUGACGGUGACCACCGUCUUCUACAUGUUGUGCGGGUGCAUGGGCUAUGCUGCGUUCGGCGACAACGCCCCUGGAAACCUCCUCACCGGCUUUGGCUUCUACAAUCCUUACUGGCUCCUUGACAUUGCCAAUGCCGCAAUCGUCAUCCACCUUGUUGGUGCCUAUCAGGUCUACUGCCAGCCACUCUUUGCGUUUGUCGAGAAAUGGGCCCGCCAAACCUGGCCCAAGUCCCCAUACAUCACGAAAGAGAUUCAGGUCCCACUCGGGUCCAAUCGGUACUACGAGCUCAACUUCUUCCGGCUAACAUGGCGCACCGCCUUCGUGGUAGGCACCACCGUGAUCUCGAUGCUGCUCCCCUUCUUCAACGACAUCGUCGGGUUCCUCGGCGCGCUAGGGUUCUGGCCACUGACGGUCUACUUUCCGGUCGAAAUGUACAUUGUCCAGAAGAGGAUCCCGAAGUGGAGCACACGGUGGGUGUGCCUCCAAUUGCUGAGCCUCGCGUGCCUCGCCAUCUCGGUGGCAGCGGCCGCCGGGUCGAUAGCGGGCGUCGUCGCGGAUCUCAAAGUGUACCGGCCUUUCAAAAGCAGCUACUGAGCUACAAGAAAAGGCACAUAUAAAAAUUGUGUACUUACUUUCCAAGUGUGUUCUAUUUGAGUUCUAUUGUUUGUAAUCCUCAAAAGCAAGAAGUGUAGUGAGUUGAAUAGUGUGGUUCCAACACACACUGUGAUCAGUGCAAGUAACACAUAAUUGUCACAAAAUUUGCUUUGUACGUA